GAAACGUGCAUAAAGGGGCAUCGUUCCUCCGCAUGCAAACAUACCGAUCGCCCCCUCUUCGAAAUAAAGAAAAAAGGUCGACCAGUAACCCAAUGCGAACAUUGUAGAGAACUUCGCAAAACAAAACAAGUCCACGUCAAAUGCAUCUGU
Molecule: messenger RNA, 150 nt
Organism: Serpula lacrymans var. lacrymans S7.9
Lineage: Eukaryota; Fungi; Basidiomycota; Agaricomycetes; Boletales; Serpulaceae
Exons: 1
Biological process (GO): positive regulation of transcription by RNA polymerase II; intracellular copper ion homeostasis; intracellular iron ion homeostasis
Cellular component (GO): nucleus
Molecular function (GO): RNA polymerase II cis-regulatory region sequence-specific DNA binding; DNA-binding transcription factor activity, RNA polymerase II-specific; copper ion binding
Source: RefSeq, a predicted model, not a curated record